This is a messenger RNA of Mesitornis unicolor (brown roatelo), 4434 nucleotides long. It is a transcript of the gene POLR1A, whose product is annotated as polymerase (RNA) I polypeptide A, 194kDa. Gene Ontology annotation, molecular function: DNA binding; DNA-directed RNA polymerase activity. Gene Ontology annotation, cellular component: RNA polymerase I complex. The record is from RefSeq and is a predicted model, not a curated record. The annotation marks the transcript as partial. Gene Ontology annotation, biological process: DNA-templated transcription. Lineage: Eukaryota; Metazoa; Chordata; Aves; Mesitornithiformes; Mesitornithidae. The transcript has 28 exons.
GCUAUUGAUGAAAGCCAGUUAGGGAAGAGAGGGUACCUGACACCGAUGACUGCCAAGGAAUACAUCCUGGCUCUGUGGAAGAAUGAAGGUUUCUUUUUGCGCUAUCUCUUCUCUGGGAUGGAUCCCCAGGAGAGCUCAGGAUUCAGUCCAGACAUGUUUUUUUUAGAUCUACUUGUGGUUCCACCUUCAAGGUAUCGUCCCGUGAAUCGUCUUGGAGACCGGCUGUUUACAAAUGGUCAGACUGUGAACUUGCAGGCUGUCAUGAAAGAUGCCAAAAUGAUACGGAAGCUCUUGGUUUUCAUGGCAAAAGAACAAUGUCAGCCAAUAAAAAUUACAGAAGAAAUCCAAACAGAGACCGGAGAGGAUAAAGAACCUCUGGACCAUUCUGUCCUGACAAUGAUUCCAGGACAGACCAUUGCAGAUAAGCUCUACAAUGCUUGGAUUCGUCUUCAGAGCCAUGUCAACAUUGUAUUUGAUAGUGACAUGGACAAACUAAUGACAGAAAAAUACCCUGGUAUUCGUCAGCUAUUGGAGAAAAAGGAAGGACUGUUCCGCAAGCACAUGAUGGGAAAACGCGUGGAUUUUGCUGCGCGAUCCGUCAUUUGCCCCGAUAUGUACAUUGGUACCAAUGAGAUUGGCAUUCCUAUGGUGUUUGCUACCAAACUGACUUACCCUCAGCCAGUCACUCCCUGGAACGUCAAGGAGCUGAGGCAGGCUGUCAUAAAUGGCCCAAAGGUUCACCCUGGGGCCUCCAUGGUCAUUAAUGAAGAUGGAUCUCGUACAGUGUUGAGUGCCAGCAGCCUGACCCAGAGGGAAGCCAUAGCCAAGCAGCUCCUCACUCCUUCUUCAGGCGCACCCGAGUCAGGACUGAAGAUUGUAUGUCGACAUAUUAAAAAUGGAGAUGUCCUUUUACUGAACCGCCAGCCCACCCUUCACAGACCCUCCAUCCAAGCUCACCGAGCCCGAAUCCUGCCUGGAGAAAAAGUGCUGAGGCUUCACUAUGCCAACUGCAAGGCUUACAAUGCUGAUUUUGAUGGUGAUGAAAUGAAUGCCCAUUUUCCACAGAGCGAGCUGGGUAGAGCAGAGGCCUACACCUUAGCCUUUACUGAUGAGCAGUAUCUAGUUCCAAAGGAUGGGAAGCCACUUCCUGGCUUGAUCCAGGACCACAUGAUUUCUGGAGUCAGCAUGACUAUUCGGGGCUGCUUUUUCACCAGAGAGCAAUAUAUGGAGCUUGUUUACCGAGGACUAACGGACAAAGAAGGAAGAAUUAAAAUCUUUCCCCCUGCCAUUAUGAAACCACAGCGGUUAUGGACAGGAAAGCAGGUUGUUUCUACGUUGUUAAUAAACAUCAUUCCAGAAAACCACAUGCCACUGAAUUUGACUGGGAAAGCAAAGAUUGGUGGAAGAGCCUGGGUAAAGGGACCUGCAAACAGCCAUCUAAAUCUGGAUUCGCUGUGUGAAUCUCAGGUUAUUAUUAGAAAUGGGGAAUUGCUAUGUGGAGUGUUGGACAAAGCUCACUUUGGCAGCUCUGCCUAUGGCCUGGUCCACUGCUGCUAUGAAAUCUAUGGGGGUAAAACCAGUGGGAAAGUGCUAACGUGUCUGGGACGCCUCUUUACUGCUUAUCUGCAGCUGUACAGGGGAUUUACAAUGGGGAUUGAAGAUAUUUUGGUUAAACGUGAAGCAGACCACAAAAGAAAAAAAAUCAUUGAAAGGUCAAGCCAUUGUGGUAUUGAAGCUGUUAGAGCUGCUCUUAAUUUGCCAGAAACAGCAUCACGUGAGGAGGUCCAAGGGAAAUGGCAGGAUGCCCAUCUCUGCAAAGACCAGAGGGAUUUUAACAUGGUUGAUCUGAAAUUCAAGGAGGAAGUAAACAAUUACAACAAUGAAGUUAACAAGGUUUGCAUGCCCCUUGGUCUCUACAGAAGCUUUCCAGAGAACAAUUUGCAGUUGAUGGUACAGUCAGGAGCCAAAGGAUCCACUGUAAAUACAAUGCAGAUUUCUUGUUUGCUGGGCCAGAUUGAGUUGGAAGGUCGAAGACCGCCACUGAUGGCAUCUGGCAAAUCGCUGCCAUGUUUCCAGCCUUAUGAUUUUUCCCCUAGCUCAGGAGGAUUUGUGACUGGCAGAUUUCUCACUGGAAUCAGACCUUCUGAAUUCUUCUUUCACUGCAUGGCUGGCAGGGAAGGUCUUGUGGAUACAGCUGUCAAAACCAGCCGUUCUGGCUACCUGCAAAGGUGCAUCAUAAAACAUUUGGAAGGACUGGUAGUUCAGUAUGACCUGACUGUACGAGAUAGUGAUGGCAGUGUGGUGCAGUUUCUGUAUGGAGAAGAUGGCCUUGAUAUCCCUAAAACUCAGUUCUUACAACCUGAGCAAUUCCCUUUCAUUGCAGCAAACUAUGAGGUAAUCCAGAAGACAAACCAUCUGGAUGAAGCUUUAGCAAGGAUGGAGUCUCGCCAAGCUAACCAGCAGUUCAAAGCCAUCAAAAAGUGGCGAGCCAGGCACCAAAACUCUGUGCAAAGAGAAGGAGGUUUUCUGAUGUUUUCCCAAAAGAAAAUGGCAAGCGUAAAAGCUCAGAUUCCAGGAGGAGAAAUCAAAAAUGGAAGAGAUGCAGCUACUUUACAGUUAUUGAAGAUGUGGUAUGAACUAGAUGAGAAGAAACGCAGAAAGUAUCUGAAGAAGACAAAUAAGUGUCCGGACCCAAGCCUUGGUGUUUGGCGUCCAGAUACUUAUUUUGCAUCUGUUUCAGAAACAUUUGAAAAUGGAGUCGAAGAGUUUAUCAACAAAUGGGAAUCCGAGAACAGACGAAGUUAUGUGUGCCCAUCGCUUUCUUCUGACAGAUUAAAGGAUUUGUUGUACUUAAAGUGGCAGCGAUCUCUUUGUGACCCAGGAGAAGCUGUGGGUCUUCUUGCAGCUCAGAGUAUUGGGGAACCUUCCACACAGAUGACUCUGAACACCUUCCACUUUGCUGGCAGAGGUGAAAUGAACGUCACAUUGGGUAUUCCAAGGUUGCGGGAAAUAUUGAUGGUGGCCAGUGCAAAUAUUAAAACACCAACGAUGAGUGUUCCUGUGUUCAAUACCAAGAAAGCUCUCAAGAAGGUGAAACAGCUUAAGAAACAGCUGACAAGAGUGUGCUUAGCUGAGGUCUUGCAGAAAGUUGAGAUAGAGGAAUCCCUGCGUUUGAAGUGCAAGCAGAACAGACAUCGCCUCUACAAAAUCAAAUUCCAUUUCUUGCCCCAUGAAUAUUACCGAGAGGAGAAGCGUGUGAAGCCCAGGGACAUCUUGCACUUCAUGGAAACAAGGUUCUUUAAAAUUUUUCUGGAAGCAAUUAAAAAGAAGAGUGCUAAGAUGGCAUCUUUUACUGAAGUCAGUGCCCGGAAGGCAACUCGAAAAGAUUUAGAUGGUGACCAAGACAAGACACAGGACCAUCAGGAAGCUCCAGCAGAGGAAGAAGAGAACAUUGUUGAUGCAGAAGCUGAUGAAGGGGAUGGUGAUGCUACGGAAGCAAAACGGAGGAAGAACCAGGAAGAAGAGGUUGAUUAUGAGAGUGAAGAAGAAAAUGGGGAAGAAAACGUUGAUGAGAAUCUAGAAGAUGAAGAGGCUGAAUCGGAAAAAGAAGAAGGGGCUCCCGGUGCUGAAGAAGAUCAGCAUGGAGCAGAUGGUGAUGAUUCUCAACAGCUUUCCUUUAAGUCUCGAACUAAAAAAGAUCGAUUGCUCCAGUCAGCAGAGUUGCGAGUAAACACUGUUCUGGAGAGCCACCCUUCGAUACAGGAUUACACGUUUGACACCGAGAAUGAACUUUGGUGUGAGGUUUCAUUGACGCUUCCCUUGAUGAAGGUGUACUUUGAUCUGACCUCCUUGCUUGUCUCCCUUGCACGAAGCACGGUCAUCCAUGAAGUUAAGGGGAUCACACGAUGCUUGUUGAAUGAAAGUACCAAUAACCAAGGGGAGAAGGAACUCGUUCUGCACAUCGAAGGGAUCAACCUUGCAGAGCUGUUCAGAUACUCUGAUAUUUUGGACCUGAACAGACUUUAUACCAAUGAUAUUCAUGCCAUGGCUAAGAACUAUGGUAUUGAGUCUGCCCUGAGGGUGAUUAUAAAGGAAAUAAAAGAUGUAUUUGCUGUAUAUGGCAUCGUGGUGGACCCUCGGCACCUUUCACUUGUGGCAGAUUACAUGUGUUUUGAAGGAUUUUAUAAACCACUGAAUCGUUUCGGAAUUCAGUCCAACUCCUCCCCUCUGCAACAGAUGACAUUUGAAACCAGCUACAAAUUCUUGAAGGAAGCAACAAUGAUGGGUGCCCACGAUGAACUGCGAUCCCCUUCUGCGUGCCUCGUAGUUGGAAAAGUUGUUAAAGGAGGGACUGGUUUGUUUGACCUCAAACAACCCCUCACAUAGUGUUUUGGUUAGGACUUCAGACUUCUGAUUGAAAUGCUCAUCAUCAGA